UAGGCAUGGUUUGUUAAGGUUACUGAGAUGCUGGUGUAGUUAUUCUCAGUUAUUUUAAACUCUGAUGAUGGUGUUUUUACCUGAAAUUAGAUUUAAGAGGUUUUAGUCUUGCUUCUGGUUGUUUACUGUUUCCAUUUUUGUCUUAAGCAGACAAUAACUUAAAUGUCUGAGGAACAACAACUCAACUUCCGUCAACAUUCUUGUAUCUUACUGAGAAUCCGAUAUAGCCUUUAGUUUAGGAGAGAAAAUGUCAAUAAAGUGUUGUAAAUAUGUAGAUAUACUUCUCCCUCACUCUGAGAUGUGUUACGGCAUAGUGGCAGCAUUGAUGGCUUGAACUAGUGGAACACUGGUCACCUACGAUUUCAGUUCAGCCGAGUCGGGCGGGCUGCUUAUUAGACAUGUUGCCUAUGCAUUUGUUCAUGCACUCCACUGCUUCCUCCAAAUGGCCUUCAAAGACCCUGAAGCAAAAUAAAUGUUGUCACCACAUUUAUUAACCCUAAACGUUCUAACAUGUUUUAUAUGUCUACAGACCAAACCUACUGUGUGACAACGUAGCUUUUAAGCGUUCUUAAAUCACCAGCCCAAAAUGUCAACUUUAUAUCGUCAGGAACAAUUAUGUUGAAGGUGAUAGCGUCUGCUGUAGCUUGGUGUAGCUCAACUGUCCUCCCUAAAUUUCCCGAAUGUAUACUCAGUCAGUCUUGGUACAGUCUAAAGUCCUAGGAGAUACAGCUAAUGAAAUGGCUACCACGGCUAAAUUGCUACCUAAAUCCAGUUAAGCUAACGUGAGGUGGAACAAGCUAUGCUCAGCCCACUUCAGUGUCUGGGUGCUUCGCGCAACAGGUUCUCAAGGACAGCUCGCAGUUUGUUUGGGACACCUGAACUUGCAGCGUUGUAGCAGAUAGUCAUGUCGUCGUAAUUUACUUUUUGUACUGUUACAUUGUUACUACUUCAAGAUUUGCAACGGAAAUACUGUCGUAGGUUUAGCUACUGACAACGUUAGAUGGAGAUGAUUCCCCGUUACACGACCUUGCGUCCACGGAGGACGUGAGAGUUCUGGAUUAUAGCAAGAGCUUUCAUAAAAGACCGAAGAGCAUGACUGAGCAGCAGGAACCGAGCGAGGACGUUGGCCUCCUCACGGCUCCGGACCUGGCCGAGCCCCCUAAGGAAGAGGACACCCAAAACCCCCCACAGUUCAGAUUGCAGCUUAUCGAUGAACUAUCGUACGAGGAUGUGAAGAAAUGCUACCGUGGCUCUACCGUCAGCAAGUACAACUCCCAGUACCACAAGCUCUUUCAGACUGUCCCUAAGGAAGAGAUUCUCAUGAAAGUGUACUCGUGUGCUCUGCUACGAGAUAUCCUCCUCCAGGGCCGCCUUUACAUUUCCAGAAACUGGCUGUGUUUCUACGCCAACCUCUUUGGCAAGGACAUUAAGGUGGCCAUCCCAGUGGUGUCUGUACGACUGGUGAAGAAACAUAAAACAGCAGGCCUGGUCCCCAAUGGACUGGCCAUUACCACAGACACCAGUCAGAAGUAUGUGUUUGUGUCACUCCUGUCCAGAGAUAGUGUUUAUGAUGUAUUGAGGCGGAUUUGCACACAUCUCCAGGUCAAUGGCAAGAAGAGUCUCAGUCUCAAGCAGUUUAUGGAGGAACCCAACUCCUUAUCUCUGGUGAGCCUUGGACUCCUCGCAUGUGUUCCUGUACCUGCACUAUCUGACGAGUUUCCGGCCCCUGAUGAGUUCCCCGUCGUCGCGGUCGAGUUCCCCCCAGUGCUGAAGUGGAGGCGGAAGCCCUCAGCGGCGUCUGUCUCCUCCUCGCUCCCAGACCUGCUGGGGAACUCGGCCGGUAGCCUCAGUGCCGUGGACACGCCCUUCCAAACAGACGAGCCACUGGAGGGUCUACCCUCUGUGGGUGCAGACAGACCUUUCACAGAAAUGGAAAUCGGCCUAGAGACAGAGAAGAUCCUGCUCACAGAACCAGUUCCGGAACUGGGUCAGAUGGAGUACCAGCUGCUGAAGUUUUUCAUCCUACUGUGAGUUGGGUCUAACUCUGGCACUGGGGAGCAGUAAAUCUGCUGACUGGGUCUCUCUCUCCCUCUCCCUCUCUCUCUCUCUCUGUUAAUCUCAUUUUUUCAAUUUUGGCUCCUCUUCUGCAGGCUCCAUCUGCAGAACCUGGCUUUUAAUAUUAAUGUGCUGAACGGUGUGGUAUUAAUGUUUGAACAUUUUCAUCAAUUUAUUAUGGGUUUAAAAAAUCCACCCCUACUCUGUGUUCCUUGUACGAUUGCAGGUAUACGAUUCCUCUGGGAUCUUUGAAUGAUGAAUGAUUUUCUUUCAGUAUUAUUCUCUGCUUCUGUCCUUAAGGGAAUAUACCAUAUAUGAGUAUGUCAUUAUCACAGAGAAUGC
Molecule: messenger RNA, 2397 nt
Organism: Clupea harengus (Atlantic herring)
Lineage: Eukaryota; Metazoa; Chordata; Actinopteri; Clupeiformes; Clupeidae
Gene: gramd2aa
Product: GRAM domain containing 2A
Exons: 11
Coding region: 1093-2031 (312 amino acids)
Biological process (GO): regulation of store-operated calcium entry
Cellular component (GO): endoplasmic reticulum membrane; organelle membrane contact site
Molecular function (GO): phosphatidylinositol-4,5-bisphosphate binding
Source: RefSeq, a predicted model, not a curated record